Rhineura floridana is the source of this 1559-nucleotide messenger RNA. Its product is annotated as C-C motif chemokine 5-like. The coding region runs from base 81 to 365 and encodes 94 amino acids. The transcript has 3 exons. Gene Ontology annotation, biological process: G protein-coupled receptor signaling pathway; cellular response to type II interferon; immune response. Gene Ontology annotation, molecular function: chemokine activity; CCR chemokine receptor binding. NCBI's taxonomy places the organism in Eukaryota, Metazoa, Chordata, Lepidosauria, Squamata, Rhineuridae. Gene Ontology annotation, cellular component: extracellular region. The record is from RefSeq and is a predicted model, not a curated record.
GAAGCAUCAGAAACUAGUCUGCAGCAUCCGGGCAGCACAGCAAGACUUUGCAACGGCCCUUCGCUCCAUCUCCAGGCAACAUGAGGACCUCUGUGGCUGCCCUUGCCCUCCUCUUCCUCCUCCUUGUGGCCUCCUUCUCUCUGACCAUCGCUGCCCCACGUGGUGUGGACACAUCUCCGUGCUGCCCCAGACAUAGCAGCAAAGUCUUCCCAAAGCGGAUUGUGAAGAGUUUUUUCUACACCAGCGGAAACUGCAACCUGCCUUCUGUGGUGUUUGUCUUCAAGGACGAGAGACACAAGCCAGGCUGUGCCGACCCCCAAGCCACGUGGGUCAAAGAUCUUAUGGAGCACCUAAAACAGGCAUGAGGAGAGGCACCCACGCCCAAGGCCUCCACUGCUGCCUCCCUCCCUCUGAUGCCGACUGAGGCGCCCUGCUGGGACCAGCUGCAGAGGAGUCUCAGCUUCGCUCCACCGGCAAAGUGUUGCUGCUGCUUUCACCAGAGACCCCAGCUGCCAAGGCACUGCAUGGCCCUUAGCAAAGGCCCCUUGGGGGGCUGCCAACCUCAGGAAGCGAGGAGGGCAAUUUGUGCAGGCUCAAUGCAAGUCUUCGAAAGAUGAGAAGAUCCCCUUUCUUAGCAAAAUCCUCUUGUUGGACACAAUGCUUGGUCUUCCCAACUGGCUUUGAAAAGAAGGCUGUGGCUGUCUGGUGUGGCUGAAGGUCAGGUUCAUUAGGAGGCCAAAGUUUGCAACUGUGAAGAAACUCUCUCUCUCUCUCUCUCUCUCUCUCUCUCUCUCUCUCUCUCUCUCUCUCUCUCUUACACACACACACACACACACACACACACACACAUAUACACACACACACACACACACACGGUUUAAAUUCAGUCUCAGAGUUCAGACUUGCACAUUUCCCUAUCAUUUUUGUUUAAUUGCUCUGUGAACCCAAAAGUUUGGUUCUGUAAAAUGGGGAGAAAAUGCAAGCACAAUUCUAUCCCCCAUCACCCCAAAGUAUAUUUUACCACCAAACUCAAAGAAACAACAAACAUUGGAUCUGCUAGAGGGAAGGACAUUAUCUAGUGCUGUAAGAGCACUCUCUGCUGCCCCUGGCAUGAUGUUGCUCUGUCCACAGAAGCCACUGGGGGGGGGGAUCCUCGGCACUUCACUAAACUACAGUUCCCAGAGCUCUUUGGGGAAACCCAUGACAGUGAAAGUGGUGAAGAUUUCAGUGUACUUCUGAAGUUUUAUCCAGGAAUUUAGUUUGCAAUUUGGGAGCAGAUUUUAUUUAUUUAUUUAUUUACUUUCUUGCACACUAGAGGUCUUGGUAUGGACAUGAGCACGCACACACACUUGUGAAUCCAGUUCCAUACCUGUUUGCUUGUGUUUAUUUAUAUAUUUAAGUACCAGGGUUAAUCAAACUCCUUAUGAAUACUGCUAUUUCUGUUGGUUAUAUAGUGUGUUCCUGUAAGCUGUGUUCACUACUUAUCUGAAUGUGUCUGCAGGUCCGGCAUCCCCCGGCUUCCUUGCUGGCUUCCAAAAAUAAAGCUGCCAUUUGGUUUA